Fibroporia radiculosa is the source of this 1569-nucleotide messenger RNA. RefSeq lists its product as uncharacterized. The transcript has 3 exons. The coding region runs from base 1 to 1569 and encodes 522 amino acids. The record is from RefSeq and is a predicted model, not a curated record. Gene Ontology annotation, molecular function: pyridoxal phosphate binding. Gene Ontology annotation, biological process: biosynthetic process. Lineage: Eukaryota; Fungi; Basidiomycota; Agaricomycetes; Polyporales; Fibroporiaceae.
AUGGCAUACAUGCAGAGUGCUGCGUCCAACCGCCUCGAAGUAGACUUGAUCGCAGACGCUUACUUACAACGCGACAAGCAGGUACGCACGCUGCGCUCUUUCUUUGCAGGAACGAAUGGUAGAAAUUCUGCUGAAAUUGAAUUAUCAAGGCCGAUCUAUGGCCGCGAACGCGGGCUAGCAUAUAUUGCGGCCGUACGCGCCUCAUCCAUACUGAAAAACUUUGAGUUGCGACCAGUCCGUGUCUAUCCCCUGGCUGCUCGUGCCAUGUCCUCCCUCGACGCAAAGCUGAAAGGCGCAUUGCGGUCCCGCGAACAACGCCUCAUUCGCCGCCGUCUCCCCGACCCAAUCGCCGACACGGGCCUUGUCGACUUUUCUAGCAACGACUAUCUCUCGCUCUCCCGCUCUCCCAUCCUCCGCUCGCGAUUUCUGCGCAAACUGCAGGGCGCAUCAGAUGUCCUCGGUUCCGGUGGCUCCCGCCUACUCGUGAACGGUCCUGCACACGUCGCACUCGAGGCGCGCCUAACGAGAUUUUUCUCUGCCCCAGCUGCGCUACUGUUCAACUCUGGAUUCGACGCGAACGUCGGCUUCUUUUCGUGCAUACCACAGACCGGAGACGCGAUCGUCUUCGACGAACACAUUCAUGCUUCCGUACAUGAUGGUAUGCGCGCGUCUCAUGUCGCCCCCACUUUCCGAAGGUCCUUUACGCACAAUUCUAUCGCGGCUCUGCGAGACACUUUGCUGGAGUUGUUGGAGGAGCAGGCAGACUUGCGCUCGGGAUUGUCAAGCGUGUUCGUUGCUGUAGAGACACUGUACAGCAUGGACGGCACGAUCGCCCCGCUUAGGGAGAUGGUGGAGAUGGUGGAAGAACUGCUUCCGCGAGGUAAUGGGUAUUUUGUGGUCGAUGAAGCCCACUUGACCGGCGUGUAUGGCCCACAAGGCCGAGGACUAGUGGCAAUGCUUGGAUUAGAGCGCAGAGUGCUUAUGCGAUUGCAUACAUUUGGCAAGGCAUUGGCGGGAACGGGAGCUGUCAUUCUGACGAAUGAGCUCAUCCGCGAUUACCUCCUCAAUUACGCAAGAUCGCUGAUCUACACUACCUCACUCAGCUACGCCAAUAUCAUCUCUGCGGAUUGUUCGUUUGACUUGCUUGAAGACGGAACAGCCACGGAGCUCUCCACAACACUACUCGAGCUGAGUACGCACUUCUUAACGCUCUUCCGCCGCCAGACGCGAGCGAUUCCACUCUCUCUCCUGGCGCUCCCUCCACACCUAGCCGUUACUGUCUCUGUAUCCCAAUCACUCCCACCACCUAUAAUCCCGGUGCUAACGCCAUAUCCACGUCCACUCUCGGCCUACUUGCGCAAACAAGGAUUGAAUGCACGACCAAUAACCUGGCCGACAGUACCGAAGGGGCGGGAGCGCAUCAGAGUAUGUUUGCACGCAGGCAAUACGCGAGGGGAGGUGGAAAUGCUUGUGCGGGCAAUGGUGGAAUGGGCAGAGGAAUGGCAAAGGUCGAACAGUGCGCUUGAUAUCGACGUCGAGGAUAUAGGGCGGUUCCAAGCAAAGUUGUAG